Molecule: messenger RNA, 207 nt
Organism: Prunus armeniaca (apricot)
Lineage: Eukaryota; Viridiplantae; Streptophyta; Magnoliopsida; Rosales; Rosaceae
Source: the annotation of a GenBank genome assembly
AUGGUUCUUGACAUCGACGUUGACGACUACGAUGUUUUCAUUAAGUAUAUAGGAGGUCUUGCAAACUACAUACGGAAAGAACUAAAAUUGUUCACCGUAGAUACUAUUGAAGAAGUUACUGUGAAGGCCAUCACCAUUGAGGCGAAAAAUAAAAGAACUGACAAGAAGGAUGACAGAUCAAAACCUGUCAACAAAACUGAGUGGUAG